Candida albicans SC5314 is the source of this 849-nucleotide messenger RNA. RefSeq lists its product as uncharacterized. The transcript has a single exon. The coding region runs from base 1 to 849 and encodes 282 amino acids. The record is from RefSeq and is a predicted model, not a curated record. Lineage: Eukaryota; Fungi; Ascomycota; Pichiomycetes; Serinales; Debaryomycetaceae. Gene Ontology annotation, biological process: autophagy of mitochondrion. Gene Ontology annotation, cellular component: mitochondrion.
AUGGCAGGCACUUGUAUUACUACGAUUAAAUUAUUAGGAGUUGGAUCAUUAGGUUUAUUAUCAUCAUCUAUAAUUUAUCAAUCAUUAACCAAAUUACCUGAGUUAAUCCAUCAAUUCAAUUGUCAAUUCAAUACUAACAAAGAUGGUGGCACUCAUAGUUCUAUUACAUUAUUUGAACAACAAUUAUAUCGUCUUAAAAACAUUAUCUUUGGUAAUCGAUUGAUUAAUGGGGCUUUAACUGCCAUAAGUACUGGAUUAUUUGCUUUAGCAUUCAAAUAUUCUGUUAGUAAUGAAAAACAUCCUUAUUUGAUAUAUGCUGCUCUUGGUGCUCCAUUAAGUUUUAUUAGUUUAUAUUAUAAUAUCUAUUCUGUUGAAGAAAAGAUUUUGUCUCAACAAAAGAGUAAAUCAACUAGUGUUGCCAAAACUAGAACGAAACUGAAGCAUUCUGAGUCCAGUACUACUAAUCAAGAAGACGCUCAAGCUUAUGAUGAUGAAGAUGAACCAGCUGAAUUGAUUAGUAAAAUAACUUCAAGCGAUUCCUUAUUAGGUAAAUCAUAUGUUCAUCUUUCUGAUGAAUCAGGAAUAUCAACUCCUAACUCAACCACAUCUCAUCCUUCAACUCCUAAACUUGAACCACAUCAACAAGAACAAGAACAGGAACAACCAACGCCAGCUGAUGAUGAUGUUGAACUUGAAGUUGAACAAGAGGUUGAAAACAUUUUAAUCAAAAAACAAGUUGUUCAAAAUUUGAAAAAAAUUGAAUCAGGAUAUACCAUUGCUAGUUAUGUUUCUGGAAUUAGUUUUGUCAUUGCUUCAAUUGGAUUAAUUGGUGAUUAUUAUUAUUUCUAA